GAAACGCCAACAGUUGGCCGCCCAAAUUUUGUCGUUUGCCAAGCGAGCAUCGCAAGAUUAAACAACUAUCGAGAAAACAAGCUCCCUCGGUCUCUGUAACACCCAUGUUCUCCCAUGGGAUCCAAUACAUGGACCGAGGAUCCAAUUGAUAACUAGACCUAAAAUAACAUCCAUGAUGACCACAUGAUAUUAAAAUAGCCAAGCAGCUAAUCACCUACCCAAUUCAUCUAAUCCUGAAAUGUCCUGUUUUUGUAGACUCAUGAACAGACUGAGGUCACUCACCUAAUCCUGAAAUGUGCUGUUUUUUCUAGACUCUGCUUUGUUCUUGUUAUCUUCGACCAUGUUAUUUUUUCAUUAUAGAUGUAAAAUGUUGAAAUGGAUUGAAUUUGUGCUAGUAUGAUUUCCCCACCUUUUAUUUGUAGAAGAAGCCAAAUAUAACAGUCUAGAAAGCCAGUUUAGCAUAGUACUCCAGUUUUUUGUACCAUACCUAAUGACUGACAUUAGAACCUUAAUUUCGAUGUGAUUGUCUUUAAAAUAAUUGAUGUGACGAUUUUCUUGGGAACUUUCCAAAACUCACCUCGUUAUAUGGACCUAGUCAAAUGUUGAACUCUGUGAGACUGUGACGGCAGAUAUUCUUACAGUUUGCAACUUUCUAUACAUGGCUAUGCAGUGCUGGUGAUCAUGCUGAACCUGACAGAUUUUAUUACUCUCUUUUGGUGGGACCUAGCCGUUUAACUUGGUGGAUACAGUUUUAGCAAGUUUAAUCUGUCCGUUUUUUAUAGUUUGCAAGAUUACAACAAGAAUCUUGUAGUCCCCCCGGCCUCCGGGACAGUCGUCAGCUAGCCAUGGGGAUCCAACGCAGAUCCAGAUGACCACACUAGUGAUCUACUGAAUGAUAAUCUUGGUUAAUGAAUCUUAACAAUAACAAAUUGCUAGUAGGCCAUGUUCUGCAUGAAUAAAGGAUGAGACUGCUUCUUGUUCUAGUCUUGGCUGGACGUGUGUCGUAUAAAUAAAUAAGAUACAUCUAUGCAUUGAGUUACUGAAUGGUACUACAAGAUACAGGAAAGAGAGGCAGCGAGCUAGUGUCUGGAUCUCUGUCUAAGCGCCAUUCCUUCCAUUUGGUUUGAAGCACCUCCCUGUCUGAAAGGAAAGGAAGGAGAAAGCUCACCUCAGCGCCAAGGAAAUGAGUCAAGACCAGGCUAAAGGAACAUUCAAGGCAGGUGGGGAUUGGAAUACCACAUUAACGAACUGGUCACAUGAUGCAAAAGACUUUUGGAAGAACCCAAGGGUAAAAAUUAUCCGAAUCGAGGUACUUGUAUCAUUGGUUGCUGGUGUCCUACUGUUCCUCGCCAUCUUUGGGUCCCGCCGUCGCCGAAGCAAAAAUGGUUUUCUCCAAAAAGGUCUCCUUGUCGCGUACACCUUGUCCUUCUCGCUCACAACGUACAUAAUCGGUUCCAUGCAAUCUUCUGACUUGAAGGGCGAAAUGUAUGGUAUUUGGGCCAUAUCUCUCUUAAUGCUUCAUUGCUGCACCGACUCUAUCACAAACUAUAGUCUUGAGGACAUCAGACAAAGAACAAGACUCGAAUACCAGGCUUUUGCCUACUUAAUAUACUCGUCGCUACUUCUAGCCACUGUGAUUAUGGAUAGUGGUACAAAAACCCUACCAAAUAUUUACUUCUUUCUCACCAUGAUUCCUGCAAUCGCCUUUGCCAGAUAUAUACACAGACUUGCGGUAUCUUGUCUAGCUGGUUACUCAUGGAACCUAAACAAAACUGUUGCUGAUUACAUGUAUGAUCAGCAAAAUGGGAGUGUAUCUGAUCCACCCACCAUGGAAGGUUGCCAUUACCUGGUCGACUGGCCCCUUAGCAAAUCCAAGUUUGAUGCUCCAACAUAUGCAACACAAUUAGCAGUGGAGUAUCCUGAUGAAGAAGAUAAAGUCAUUCACAUUGGGAAGAUUUGGCGGUGCCAGCAUAAGUCACUAGGCCCAGAGCUAAAAGAUGCAUGCCUUUCCUUCUCUCUUUUUCAUCUGCUGAGAAGGCGCUUCUUCGGGUUUUCCUGUGAUGAAUCCAAAGACAGGGCACGUAAUUUUGUCUUGGAGGUGCUCCUAGUGAACGGUGCCACAGACUACAAAAGGGUGUUCAAGGUUAUUGAAGUUGAGUUAGCCUAUAUGUUUGAUUUCUUCUUCACCAAGCAUGCUGUCACUUAUUACGAAUCAAUGGCUGUAACGAUUUGGUCACUGAUUUCGGCCAUCUUCAUAUCUGUCAUGGUGUACAUUACACUGAAGGCUCCGCUGAAGAUUUCUCAGGGCGAGUCCUCUGUCAUGGCCAACACAACAGUUGAUACUGUCAUCACCUUAGUUAUGCUUGCAUCCGCUGCUUUGCUUGAAUUGCUACAGCUAUGUUCUUUCUGGGCAGGUAUCAGUUUGUCAGAGAACAAGCAAGACUGAAUGGAAGGGCCUCACAGAUUAUAGGAACGAGGACAAGCAGGGGAAGCUAUUAUGACGACAUCAUGGGGUUUCUUACCAAGAUAUGUGUCUAUCUUGCUUCUUGCACCAUGGGAUUAAAGGAGGUUCUUGCCAAUAUUGGAUUGUCAUGUGCAUCAAACUGCCACUACUGGGAACACAAGCUUGGGCAAUACUCAUUGCUUGAUUCGGUCAGCUACUACAAUCACAGUCCAUUACGGCUCAUAUAUGGAAUUAUCACAGGGAGAAGUCGUCUAAGGAUCCUUCUGGCAACGAACGAAGUUUUGUAUCUUCGAGACCAUACAGUCAACCAUCCAUUUAAUUUUCAGCCAUUACUAGUCCGUAAGAAAGCUGGGAAGCCUGUCGAGUUGCCUGAUGAAGUAAAAAAGGCGGUUAUCUGCUCUCUAAAACGUACCGGUGGUACACUAAGCAAUGGGAGAUCUUCUUUAGUGUCCAAUGGAGCACAACUCCUCUUAUGGGCAUGUGAGUGGGAAACACACCCGGAUCCAAGCUGGUCCCAGAGAAAGCAGAAUCAGACACACAUUAUUUUGACUUGGCACAUUGCAACAUGUUACUGUGAGAUGCUAACACUUUCCCAGGAAUACAUGAUAUCUUUUAGCAUUGCCACAAAACUGUCGAAAUAUUGUGCAUAUUUGGUGGUCUCUUUGCCAAAGCUUCUUCCCGGGCAUCACUAUGAUACAAUAAGCAAGUUCGAUGCAACUGCAGUAGAAGCAAUUGCACUCCUUCCAAAGUCAACGAGCAUGUACGAGGCCAUGAAGAGUUUAAAGGUACCACAGGAGCCCAAGACGAUCUUCGAGAGCGGCAUGAAGCUCGGGAAGCAACUGGAGCAUAUGGUAGAGGGCACCCGAUGGAAGGUGAUGGCUGAUUUCUGGGCCGAGAUGAUUCUCUACCUUGCGCCCUCUGCCAAUGUCGAGGAACACAUCGAGCAGCUGGCGCAAGGUGGUGAGUUUAUCACCCACCUCUGGGCUUUGCUCUCUCAUGCGGGCAUCCUUGAAAGGGACCAGGAGCAUCAAGCUGGGGAGGCGUCGCGUAACCAACACCGCGUGGAUAGUUUCGUUUCCGCUGAUUCCUCUUUCUGUCAGUGUGAGUGUGUUUAAUUUCUGCUUGUCGUAAUUAGCGGCAUGUGCCGCUGUUUGUGUUUGAUGCAUGGACGUUGUGAUUGGUUCGUCUGUGGCGUGCGAUAUGUCUGUAAGUCUGAAUUUACUUGAAAUACCUGUAAUUUUUGUUACUGACUGAUUGCAUCGAUCGAUCCUGGUGUAAUAUAAUGUGACUAUU
This is a messenger RNA of Triticum dicoccoides, 3757 nucleotides long. RefSeq lists its product as uncharacterized. The record is from RefSeq and is a predicted model, not a curated record. The transcript has 2 exons. Lineage: Eukaryota; Viridiplantae; Streptophyta; Magnoliopsida; Poales; Poaceae. The coding region runs from base 1184 to 2446 and encodes 420 amino acids.